Penicillium verhagenii is the source of this 1209-nucleotide messenger RNA. Its product is annotated as RNA-DNA hybrid ribonuclease. Gene Ontology annotation, biological process: DNA replication, removal of RNA primer. Gene Ontology annotation, molecular function: RNA-DNA hybrid ribonuclease activity; nucleic acid binding. Bases 1 to 1209 code for a protein of 402 amino acids. NCBI's taxonomy places the organism in Eukaryota, Fungi, Ascomycota, Eurotiomycetes, Eurotiales, Aspergillaceae. The record is from RefSeq and is a predicted model, not a curated record. The transcript is spliced from 3 exons.
AUGAAGGGUGCCACACCCUCCCCCAGUCCGGCGCCCGGGUCGAAAGCUUCGCCCGCACCGAAAUCCACACCCUCUCCAGCCACAGGGAUCAAGCGCAAAAGAGUCCCCGCCGCAAAGUACUAUGCUGUCAAGGCAGGUUUCAAACCGGGAAUUUACUAUGGGUGGCCGGAGUGCUUGGCUCAAAUAACAGGGUUCAAGGGAGCUAUCUUUCAAUCAUUCCUGAGCCAAGAAGAUGCCACCGCAUUCUUGAACGGUGUCAAGCCUCCGUCCGGCGGUGCUACGGAUACAGCCGACAGAUAUUAUGGAAUACAGCGAGGUCGCGUUCCUGGUGUGUACACAGACUGGUCGAAGGCACAGGAACAGAUCCGAGGGUUCACACGUCCGCGAUAUCGCAAAUUUCCGACACGAGAGGAGGCCGAGGAAUUUGUGAGAGAGGGACAGGCACAGCCUCCAGUUGGUUUUGGCAAUGAUGCAAAGAAACCCACUGGCCCGCAUGGCAUUAUGAGUGAGAACCCCAAAGAUGCAGAAGGUGUUGAGUACGCGCCUGGGGAAGGUCCCUUGCCGCCAGAUGCGGAGGACGGGUUUGACCCCAAUGUGCUGCUGGAUUCCACCACUGGGAAAGUGGUCUACAAAACUGCGCCCGAAAAGGCUGCUACCAAGACACAAGCAGCAGGCAUACCAGGAAUGCUGCGGAUAUACACGGAUGGUAGCUCCUUGCGAAAUGGCACACCAUUGGCAUCAGCUGGGGUUGGAGUUUAUUUCGGACCUGGGGAUUCAAGUAGGAACGUGUCGGAGCCACUGAAGGGAAACCGCCAAACAAAUCAACGGGCAGAGUUGACAGCGAUUCUGCGAGCGAUUGAUAUCGCACCUCGUCACCGAGACGUGACCAUUUUUACCGACAGCAAAUACUCCAUCGACUGUGUCACAGUUUGGUUUGUUAACUGGCGGCGUAAUAAUUGGAUGACAAAGGAUAAAAAACCGGUCGAGAAUCGGGAUCUGGUUGAGUCGAUUCUCGUGAAGAUCGAGGAGCGUCAAGAACUCAAAGUCAAAACUUUGUUCCAAUGGAUCAAAGGACAUGCCAAUGACCCUGGGAAUGAGGCCGCUGAUCGACUCGCCGUGAACGGAGCCCACGAGGGUGUUAAACGGAAGGCCGAAGCAUUGCAAGCUACUCGAGACGUACCCGACGAAGUAUUUGAUGACGAUUUCUAA